UCGUUGUUGUACGGUAGAUACGGUAAAUAAGUAAGUGUGUGUGAGUCUGGGAAAGAACGACAAAUAAAGAGAGCAGGAAAGGAAAGAGAUGUACUGGGACACUAUCAUCAAACCUGGAGACAGCAAAGACUCGAAGAUAAAGAUGGAGGUUUGCCAGACUGGAUAUUACACAGAAGACUUCAGGACACAGGAAGUGCCGGCUGGCUUCGACUUUGCAUCUUAUGACUACCCUGGUGAAGACCUGUCUUUUCUGUUAGACAGUAAAGCACCCGGACAGCAGCAGUACGGCACAGAAGGCAGCUAUCCAGAGCCACCAAAAGCUUCUCACCCUUACGACACUAAAGUGAGCAACAGCGACACGGCCCUCUUCAACCUCGACUCAUACCAGGAGUUCAACUGGUGGACCUCGUACCCACAUGCAGAUGGGCUGACAGUAGACCAGCCACAAACUGGAUACCAGGAGUCUCCACAGACAUACCAGAGCCUGGUGCCCCAACACGGACAGUUUAGCCCAGCCAUGGAGGGCAGCCACAGCCCCUUUCUAACUGGGAAAGGAGCAAAUACAUUACAAAGCGAGACAGAUCAGAGCUACUCGUGUCACUCGGCUGAACUGUACGACUCUGAUGGACAGAGGCAAUCGUCCUCUUUCUGGCCUGAAUAUUCCUCUCCUAGCUUCACUGCCCCCCUACCACACCCGCCUGCGGCCUCCUGCCCCUCGAACCACGGCCCUCAGUCCUCAGAGCAAUACUGCCCCCGUGUGGUCAAACGCAAAAAUACACACACCCAGAGGCCAGACAGAGAGGGGCAGAUCAUGGGAAUGUCAGCUUAUCCAGGUUCUGGUCCAAUCCAGCUGUGGCAGUUUUUACUGGAGUUACUUCUGGACUCUGCCUGCCGAACCUUCAUCUGCUGGACGGGAGACGGCUGGGAGUUUAAGAUGUCUGACCCCACAGAGGUAGCAAAGCGCUGGGGACAGUGCAAGAACAAACCCAAGAUGAACUACGAGAAGUUGAGCCGUGGCCUGCGUUACUACUACCACAAAAACAUCAUCCACAAGACGGCGGGCAAACGCUACGUCUACCGCUUUGUCUGCGACGUGCAGGGCAUGCUGGGAAAGACAGCACAGGAGGUUCUGACCAGUCUGAACGUUUUGCCAACAAACACAGAGUCGUGGCAGUGCCCCGGGGUACCAGCGGCAGCGACAUCGGAGCACAGUAGUGAAACAUGGGCGUCACAGUAGGGACAGGGGGCGAGGACUCUUGGUGCUGCUGGCUGAGAAUGACCAGCACAUUUUAACGGAGUACUACAGCCAACGUGGUGAACACUGCAUCCUCAAGCCCUGGCUGAACUAAAGUAUCCUCAUGGGGUGAUGUUUUAAUUUACAAAUGCUGCAUUUCAGGGGAAAAACUAACUCUCAUAAAUUCAUCAUGCAGUCAGUCUUAAUAUGUAGCUUUUUCUUGAAUAGAAGUCUUCCAAUACCAGACCUGUAAAUACAUAGCUCCUAAACCUCAGAGCUGAAUAACUGCAGCACAGGAACUAGCGAGGGGCAUUUUAAGCACUAUAAAUAGAUAACCUUUGCAACAUCUGGGGGCAUAUUUUCAUGUGAUGUGUUUCUAAGAAGGAAUUGAUUUGUAAAUAGUGUUUAUACAAUUGCUAUGUAGAGUUUUGUGCAUUUAUAUUAUUUUUUUUAAAUACAAAACUCAUGUCUACCUCUGUUGUUAAUCAGAAUGAUAUAAACUGAGAUCAUUUUCAGGCACUCACUGUGAAAGUUUCAGCCUGUGUGAUAAUUGUUUUGUGUAAAUAAAUUUUAUAUAAACAUA
This is a messenger RNA of Morone saxatilis (striped sea-bass), 1817 nucleotides long. RefSeq names its product ETS1-related protein (gene etsrp). Gene Ontology annotation, cellular component: nucleus. Gene Ontology annotation, molecular function: sequence-specific DNA binding; DNA-binding transcription factor activity, RNA polymerase II-specific. The transcript has 8 exons. Bases 89 to 1237 code for a protein of 382 amino acids. Gene Ontology annotation, biological process: cell differentiation; regulation of transcription by RNA polymerase II. The record is from RefSeq and is a predicted model, not a curated record. Lineage: Eukaryota; Metazoa; Chordata; Actinopteri; Moronidae.